Molecule: messenger RNA, 582 nt
Organism: Gilbertella persicaria
Lineage: Eukaryota; Fungi; Mucoromycota; Mucoromycetes; Mucorales; Choanephoraceae
Exons: 1
Coding region: 31-396 (121 amino acids)
Source: RefSeq, a predicted model, not a curated record
AUUUUCUUUACUCUUUUCUCCUCUUUUUUUAUGAUUAGAAUGACCAUUAGAAAGCAAGAGACUUACUCGAUCACAUCCAACCAUUCAAUCAAAUCGAUUUGGGACAGGUUGUCCCAGUUACUGCAUUUUCAUACUCAAACAAGGUGCCUUUCUACUAGCUCUGAUCAAAGUCAGACCUCUUCCAAAACAAGGUACAGGAAAAAAUACACGGUUGAAGAUACCUCUGUGUCACCUAUCAUGAAGAUUCCACCUUUUAGUCCAACCUAUUGCAGACCAAAUGAGUUUCCAUACUCUAAUUUCUAUGUCAAGUUACCUAAUGGAAAAUGGAUGAUACGGUAUAGAUCUGGUAACCGUGAUAUCCUUGGUACUGAUGAAUUUGAAAGUUAUUUGAUAUAAACAAUCUCUCCUUUAUCCCUCCCUCCCUCCCCCCCCCUCUCUCUCUCUCUCUUUAAUGGUACACUCCUAAAGAUAAAGUAAAGAAAAGAGAGGGAAAAAGUUGUUUGUCGUCUCCUUUCAUCUCCUUUAAAUAUAGACACCUGUGGCUGACAAUAAAUCAAUGUAAUAAAAAAUUACUUUAUACAU